Cylicostephanus goldi is the source of this 486-nucleotide messenger RNA. Lineage: Eukaryota; Metazoa; Nematoda; Chromadorea; Rhabditida; Strongylidae. The record is from the annotation of a GenBank genome assembly.
AUGUACAGAUCCUAUCAUUCAGCUGUUCAACUUCUGUCACCCAAAGCUGUUUUCUUUUUAGGCGAUUUGACGGAUGAGGGUCAGUGGGGAGACUACUACACAUUCCACAAAUAUGCAGACAGAUUUGAUUCGUUAUUCGGUUUUUCUGGAAAGAGACCGGAGGUUCAUGUCCUAGCUGGAAAUCAUGAUCUAGGAUUUCAUUAUGCGAUAUCGCCGCUUCGAGUUGACUGGUUUGAGAAACGUUUCAACAGCAGCUCUGUAGAAGUGGUCGUCAUCGAUAAGCAACCCUUCAUACUUCUAACAUCGAUGGCAAUGCAUCGUGACGGUUGCAAAUUCUGUCAAGAAGCAGAGAUUGCUAUACACCAUGUUGCGGAUGAAUUGACAUGCGCCAAGAAUGGCGUAUGUGACAAUAAAACCUCUCGAUUUCUGCCAUAUCGCAGGCCAAUACUACUGCAGCAUUUUCCAUUGUUUAGGUACCGUCUCUAA